AUCUGUGGUGAUAGCUGGUUCAGUAAUCAAACUCACCAGAAUUUCUCAGGAAUACGGACCUAAGUAAUAGACAACACUGUGCUAUCGGAGAGGUUAUGCUACGGGUCAUCCUGCUUCUUGUUCUACCAUGUAUCAAUGGACAGGGAUUUCAAUCUUCUGUCACCCCCAACUGGGGUCAGAUGGGAGGUUCAGCCGCCAGGCAGGAAAGGCUUCUCGAGAGUCUAAUCGGUAGAGGAUGGACACCUCCACCUGACGUCCAGCGAGAACUAGCAACCGCCGCACAAGUACGCCGGGGCCUCACGGGUGGAGAUGGAUUUGGUAAUAGAUUCGAUUUCGGUUUCACACCGGAACAAUUGAUUGCACCCGGACUAACGGUAGACCAAUUACUUCCCGUGAAUCGCGGUGGUCGCUUUGGUAGCAUUCGCGAUUCUGGUGCAGCCAACUCUUUAGCGAGUCUUCCUGGCAACAUGGAGAUUCCCGGGAGUCUUACAAGGGGGCUUGUUAACAGGGGUCUCAUGAAUCCUACUCUCGUCAACCCCAACCUCGGAAGAUUGGGGGAUCCGACUCUGCAAGGGACAGGGUUUAUUGACCCUACUCUCCAGGGCAGGGGAUUUCAGGAUCCCACACUCACAGGGCGUGGCUUUCUUGACCCUACCCUCCAAGGAAGAGGUCUGAAUGGUCCGUCACUUGCUGAAGCGGCUCUCUCAGGGCGCCCUCGAGUGCCUGGUAUGGUACGAAUUUUACCAGAUGAUGGUCUAAUUGGGUCUGUUGGCCCCGGACUGGGACCUGUUGGCCUCGGCCUAGGACCUGUUGGGACUGGACUAGGACCUGUUGGCCUCGGAUUAGGACCUGUUGGCCUCGGACUAGGACCUGAUGGGCCUGGACUAGAACCUGUUGGCCCCGGAAUUGACCCAUUUGAUUCCAUCGGGCCAGGUGUAAUAGGAAUAGCUGGACACGAUCACCACCAUGGCCUUGAUGAUCAUCACGGCAUCGAAGCUGUAAAGGGUGAGCUAGUGAAAAACAAAAUUGUCACAAAGAAACUUAAAAAAGCACUCAAGGCCAGGCAAAGAGAGAAGAUUAUAAAGAAUAAAAUUCUAAACAGCAAAGGAGGAAUUGGUGACACUAAUGGGAAGAUAAUCUCGCAUGGGGAUCAUUUCCAUCUUGACGACAAAGUGUUGAAAGUUGUAGGUACGAGUCGGACACACCAUCCACCGCCACCCCUUCAGCAACGACGACGGAAUAACCCAAUCAAGACUCUCGUUCAAGGACUACUUCUAGGAGGUAUAGGGGCUCUUCUUGGAGGGAAAUAAAUACUCGCUGUUAUAAAUAUUAAAUGUAGUUUAAAGUUACCGUUUGUUUAAAACAUAAAACUGUUUCUCAUUAUUUUCGCAUCGCUCGUGAUUUCCUAAAUGCUUACCUCACUAAUGGGUUUUUCUUUUGCUAAAGAUGAUUUCCCACAAAGCAAAUAUUUGUGUCAUUUGAGGAUAAACCGUAUACUUAGCGUUUGGAAAUCCGAAUUCGUAAACAUAAUGAUGCAACAAGUUUGGAAUGCAAAAACAUUCGUGUGAGAUGAAUGUCACAAAUGUGUUUGUCUCGUUUCGACUAGGUUGCAAGUAAAGCCAUAAGAAUAAAAUGAUAUGCAGUAUUUAAUUGUGUGGAUGCUUACAUUGAAGUAAUUUAAAGAUAACGUUAUCCAUUGUUUGGAUAUAUUAUAAGCUCCAAACAAAUAUGAUUUAAUUUGACCAUCUGGUAUGUUACGGUUUGGUUGCUUCUAUGAUUGUAUUUUAACAAACAGACAAAUGCAUUUUUGAGCAUUGGUUUGGUUUAAUUAUGUUGUACGUCCUAUUAACAGCUAAUGUCAUUUAAAACGUGCCUCCAUGUGUGUAGU
Messenger RNA from Mizuhopecten yessoensis (Yesso scallop), 1888 nucleotides. RefSeq names its product spidroin-2-like. Bases 96 to 1310 code for a protein of 404 amino acids. The record is from RefSeq and is a predicted model, not a curated record. NCBI's taxonomy places the organism in Eukaryota, Metazoa, Mollusca, Bivalvia, Pectinida, Pectinidae. The transcript is spliced from 3 exons.